Molecule: messenger RNA, 909 nt
Organism: Marmota flaviventris (yellow-bellied marmot)
Lineage: Eukaryota; Metazoa; Chordata; Mammalia; Rodentia; Sciuridae
Source: RefSeq, a predicted model, not a curated record
AUGGCUAAACUCUUUCAAGAGCGUACAGAUGUCCCUUCUGCCUGGCCUAUCAUGAAAAAAACCAUAUGCCCAAAGUGUGGAUGCAUCUACUGCCUCAACUGCUUGGAUUCCCUGGAGAAAGAGCCUGAUGGGGGAGACUUUCUGUGUCUUGUAUGCCCCAUGUUCUAUACAAAAGAAAAAAAAAAGGACAUCAAGCCCAAUCAGGAGCUGAGAAAGCUGGUUUCCACUACCAAGGAACUGGAGCCCCAGCUGCAAACUGCUCUACUGGUGAACCCAAGAAUGUGGAAGUUCGCAAUGGAUAUGACCUUGGAUGUUGACAGGGCCAACAACCUCCUGGUCUUUUCGGAUGACCACAGAAGUGUCGGAUGUGGGAAAAUCAAACAGCACCAGCCACUGCAGCAUGAGAGACUUGCCUUAGCCCUGUGUGUCCUGGGCUCCUCUAGAUUCACCUCCAAUCGCCAUUACUGGGAUGUGGUUGUUGGAACAAGCACAGAGUGGGACUUGGGCACGUGCAGGGAAUCUGUUCACCAACGAGGAUGGAUUCAACUAACCACAGAUCUUGGAUUCUGGACCAUAAACUUGAGAGCUGAUGGCUGCUUCUCUGCCAGCACUAUGCCACAGACACCCCUCACUGUGGACCCCAAGCUGUGCCAUGUGAGCAUUGUCCUGGUUACGGGCCUGGGAAACAUUUCCUUUUUCCAUGUGGAAAAUGAAUCCCAUCCCUUUACAUUCAUGGGAGUUUUAGCUGAAGGAUCACUGGCUCAUUUUUUUGCUCCUUCAAUUCCACCAAAUGGUAACCAGGGUGUCCUGAGUAUUUGUCCCCUAAUGAAUCUGGGUGUGUCCAGUUUUCUAGCCCUCAUGGGCAAGCAAGAUAAGCCUCCACAGCAAAGAAACAUGGACAGAAGAUGA